UUUCUCUAACCGUCCGGACAUGGCGCAAAUCGACGUGGAUGUGUUCACAGCCAAGGUUUUGUCCCAUUGGGACUGGAGCCGUGAGGACAGGUCAUUUGGAGACAGCGCGUCCUCGCCGGAGUCCGAGUCCUUCGAUUCUGCCUGCUCGUCGCCCGACGCGCGCUCCAGCCCCACAGCAGGGUGCGAGCAUGCGGAGCAGCAGAAGCCGAAAGUGAAGAUGAGUAUGAGGAGGAGGAUGAAGGCCAGCGAGCGGGAGAAGCUCCGCAUGAGGAGUCUGGCGGAGGCGCUGCAUCAGCUACGGGAUUACCUUCCGCCGGGGUACAGCAGGAGAGGACAGCCGCUCACCAAGAUCCAGACGCUCAAAUACACCAUCCAGUACAUCAAAGAGUUAUCCGGCAUCCUCGAGCAGCAGUGAGACCCGCGGGAAACCUUCCCACAACGCUUUAGGAACGUUUAGACAACGUUGUUUCGAGAACGUCAUUUUCGAAUGUUCCUUUUUGAAAAAAUGUUUCAGGAAGCUUUUCGAAGAUGUCAAAACAAAGAUUGAAACAUUCGAACAUGGGCAUUCGACAUUUCGACUUAUGCGCAAAAAACCUACAGACAACGAACUUUAUUUUACGAACACUAUUUUUAAUGUUCGCUUUUUAAAGAUGUUUGAGGAAGUUUUCCAAGUUGUAAAGAUGCUCUGAAGAAGAAAAACUUUCGAACAUGGACAUUCGACAUUUCGACUAGAAAAUCGACUUUCUUAUUCGAUUAUAUUUCUCGACUUUCAUAUUUGAUUAUGUUUCACGAAUGUCAUUUUCCAAUGUUUGCUUUUUAAAAUGUUUCAGGAAGUUUUAAAAAGUUGUGAAGAUGUCAAAAAACAAACAAACAUUUGAACAUUGGCAUUUGACAUUUCGACUGUAAGAAAAUGUUUCUCAAAAAACGUACAGACAACGAUAUUUUUCAAUGUUCGCUUUUUAUGUUAGGAAGGUUUUCUAAGUUAUGAAGAUGUUCUGCAAAUAUCACGGGAAUGUUCAUUUCAAAUGUUUUAUGAACGCUUCAAAAACACUCAAACAUGAACUUUCGACAUUUAACUAUGUUCCUCAAAAAAACAAAAACAUACAGACAUUGUUAUUUGACGAAUGUUAUUUCUGAAUGUUCACUUAAAAAAAAUAGGAUUCGGGAAGUUUUUCUAUGAAGAUAUUCUACAAACAUCCUGGAAAUGUUACUUUUCCAAAUGUUUUCUGAACGUUUAAAAAACAUUUAAACAUAAACGUUCAAUUAAAGAAAAUUCCAAAAAAAAAAAAAACGUACAAUGUUAUUUAUGAAUUUUCUCUUUUUAAAAUUACUUUCCAGGUAGUUUAUCUAAGUUGUGACAAUGUUCUGCAAGCAUCCUGGGAGUGUUACGUUUGAAAUGUUUUUGAACAUUCUACUAAACUGCUCCCAAAGAAUUUUCACAAAUAUUCGAGAGCAUUAUUACAUCUUUGAGUGUUAGUGGAGGAACGUUUGCUCAUCAUAUAUUUGUGAAAAUGUUAUGCGAACAUUUCAUGAUUUUCGGCUGCUGUUGUACAGAUUUACAUGUUGUUUGUUUGUUUGUUUGUUUGUUUAUCCACUCUGAUGUGUUUAUUUUGGAUGUAAAUAUUUCUUGCUGAUGCUUGAGUGGAGUGUCGGUGUCUAAUAUUAAGAGUGUUAACUUGAAUACUGGAAAAGUUGAAUAAACAUGUUGUUUGUGUUGGUGCUAA
Molecule: messenger RNA, 1724 nt
Organism: Danio rerio (zebrafish)
Lineage: Eukaryota; Metazoa; Chordata; Actinopteri; Cypriniformes; Danionidae
Gene: msgn1
Product: mesogenin 1
Cellular component (GO): nucleus
Molecular function (GO): protein dimerization activity; DNA-binding transcription factor activity
Source: RefSeq, marked validated